This is a messenger RNA of Phyllostomus hastatus (greater spear-nosed bat), 1237 nucleotides long. It is a transcript of the gene GJB5, whose product is annotated as gap junction protein beta 5. The coding region runs from base 166 to 963 and encodes 265 amino acids. The transcript is spliced from 2 exons. NCBI's taxonomy places the organism in Eukaryota, Metazoa, Chordata, Mammalia, Chiroptera, Phyllostomidae. Gene Ontology annotation, biological process: cell communication. The record is from RefSeq and is a predicted model, not a curated record. Gene Ontology annotation, cellular component: connexin complex.
CUCACAGGCUCUGUCCCAGGAACAGGCUUCUCCAAACACCCUCUCUGGUUCUGACAUGAGUUCCAGGUGCCUGCUGAGACCACUGCCGGCUGUUGGGAGCCAGUACCCGGAGAGCCCUGAGGAGUAGCCACUCAGCAGCAGCAGCAGCCAACGCCUGGGUCCACCAUGAACUGGGGGAUCUUCGAGGGGCUCCUAAGCGGGGUCAACAAGUACUCCACAGCCUUCGGGCGCAUCUGGCUAUCUCUGGUCUUUAUCUUCCGAGUGCUGGUGUACCUGGUGACAGCUGAGCGUGUGUGGAGUGACGAUCACAAGGAUUUUGACUGUAACACCCGCCAGCCAGGCUGCUCCAACGUCUGCUUCGAUGAGUUCUUCCCCGUGUCCCAUGUGCGCCUCUGGGCCCUGCAGCUCAUCCUGGUCACGUGCCCCUCGCUGCUGGUGGUCAUGCACGUGGCUUACCGGGAGGCACGGGAGAAGAAGCACCAAGAGGCAGAGGGGGAGGGUUGUGGGCGCCUCUACCUGAACCCCGGCAAGAAGCGGGGUGGGCUCUGGUGGACGUACGUCUGCAGCCUGGUGUUCAAGGCCGGCGUAGACGUCAUCUUCCUGUAUGUGUUCCACUUGUUCUACCCCAAAUACACCCUCCCCCCCGUGGUCAAGUGCCACGCGGCUCCGUGUCCCAACACGGUGGACUGCUUCAUCUCCAAGCCCUCAGAGAAGAACAUCUUCACUCUCUUUAUGGUCAUCACGGCUGCCAUUUGCAUCCUGCUCAACCUCGUGGAGCUGGCUUACCUGGUGAGCAAGAGGUGCCGUGAGUGCCUGGCAGCGAGGAAAGCCAGGGCCACCAGCUCCAAUUCCUGCAAACAAAACGACCUCCUCUCAGGCGACCUCAUUUUCCUGGGCUCAGACACUCACCCUCCUCUCUUACCAGGCUGCCCUCAAAACUACGUGAAGAAAACCAUCCUGUGAGGGGCUGCCUGCACUGGGCAGACGGGGCAGGCCUGGGUUGGGAGGGCCCGGCGUCCCUCGUGGUUACAGCCUUAGGGGUAGGAGGCUCCUGCCACCUGCCCCAGCUGUGUGGCCUUGGGCACCUCAGUGUGCUUUUGUAUAAAAUGUAAAUGGUGAGGCCUACCUCAUAGGUUUGUUGCUAUGAGAAGGAGUUUAAUUAGAGAACAGACGUGCAAGCAAGCAACUUCAAUGUGUGGGACCCACAGUCAGAGCUUAAUAAAAACCAACUCCUCCA